Anolis carolinensis (green anole) is the source of this 921-nucleotide messenger RNA. RefSeq names its product myosin light polypeptide 6. The record is from RefSeq and is a predicted model, not a curated record. The transcript is spliced from 7 exons. Lineage: Eukaryota; Metazoa; Chordata; Lepidosauria; Squamata; Anolidae. Gene Ontology annotation, cellular component: myosin II complex. The coding region runs from base 143 to 598 and encodes 151 amino acids. Gene Ontology annotation, molecular function: calcium ion binding; structural constituent of muscle.
CUCCCCUUCCCCGCCCUCUUUUUUUCCCAGUCAGCCAACCAGAGGGCGCGUUUCUUCCCCGUGACCAGCCAGCGGCGAGAAGGAGGUGCCAGUCGUCCAAACGCCGGCUAGGAGGAAGGAGCACUUUGCUGUAGCUGCCGCCAUGUGUGACUUCUCCGAAGACCAGACCGCAGAGUUCAAGGAGGCUUUCCAGCUCUUUGACAGAACAGGUGAUGGCAAGAUCCUUUAUAGCCAGUGUGGAGAUGUGAUGAGAGCCCUGGGCCAGAACCCCACUAAUGCUGAAGUCAUGAAGGUUCUUGGGAACCCCAAGAGUGACGAAAUGAAUAUGAAAACACUGAGCUUUGAACAGUUCCUGCCCAUGAUGCAAACUAUUGCCAAGAACAAGGACCAGGGAUGUUUUGAGGACUAUGUGGAGGGACUCAGGGUCUUCGACAAAGAGGGGAACGGCACAGUGAUGGGAGCAGAAAUACGUCACGUUCUGGUCACCUUAGGGGAGAAAAUGACAGAGGAGGAAGUAGAGAUGCUUGUGGCUGGCCAUGAAGACAGCAAUGGUUGCAUUAACUAUGAAGCAUUUGUGAGACACAUCUUAUCAGGGUGAAUUCGAAUGGGAGUUGGUGCGGAUGGUUCUGAGCGGCUGAUGAUCACCUCUAGCUUCUCCUCUAAAAACCACCUCCCAUUUAUCCUUAAAAUGUCUGUGCCUUCUUAUCUGUGUAUGAAACAAGUUUGGUCCCCUAUUCUCUGACCUCUUGGUUUAGUCCAGGGAGGGGAGGUGAGAGAAUUACACAAUAUCUACAGAAGGGUGCUCCUGAAUAGAAGUGCAGCAAAGUAAAUCUCCAGCUGACUUGUCUUGCAUCACUUUAGUUCCAGAACCGUUUGGCUCUUUCUCCCUGUCAAUUGCUUUAAUAAACUGUUCCAAAAAUU